Molecule: messenger RNA, 1003 nt
Organism: Cornus florida
Lineage: Eukaryota; Viridiplantae; Streptophyta; Magnoliopsida; Cornales; Cornaceae
Product: cytochrome c-type biogenesis CcmH-like mitochondrial protein
Exons: 4
Coding region: 194-676 (160 amino acids)
Source: RefSeq, a predicted model, not a curated record
CGGAUCUCCAUUUUCCGGGCCGGGCCGUUUCACAUCUGCAGGGGCUAAGCAAGCAAAUACGACCAUUUUUUAUUGACGUACGCGAUCGGAAUGAAUUGAAAGAAAGGAGUACAGGGUUGUGAACUAGCGAUCGAACCAUUUCCGACUUUCUAUCAGUUGCUGUGGAGCUGAACUGAAGUGAGAGCUCAAUUAUAUGAUGGAGAGUGAAGAGGAUCCGGUAAAGAAGGCGCAGGUGGUGGAAGCCCGGGCAAGAAAUAUCAGUCACAAUGUGAGGUGCACAGAGUGUGGUAGUCAGUCCAUUGAAGACUCACAAGCUGAUAUUGCCAUUCUUCUGAGGAAGUUAAUUCGUGAUGAAAUUCAGUCUGGUAAAAGUGACAAAGAGAUCUUUAAAAAGCUUGAGGAUGAUUAUGGGGAGACAAUACUUUAUGCCCCAAAGUUUGAUUUGCAGACUGCUGCUUUAUGGCUAUCGCCGUUUCUUGUUGCAGGCACCGCUGCAGGCAUAUGGGCCUUCAACAAGCACAAGCAAAAGACUAAUGUGCAUGUCAUGGCUUUGAACCUUGUAAGAGGUGUUCCAUUGACUCCUAAUGAGAAGCAAACCAUGCUAGAGCUCCUCACGCCUCCUCCUUCCAAACGAACUACUCUCUCCUCGUGGUGGAAGAAGUGGCUUGGCCAGUGAUUUACCAUACUCUCUCGUUGCCUUUUUAUCUGACUUGGUUUUGAACUUUGUGGAGGGAAACUAAAGAGAGAGAGAGUUGCCCUACAGUUUGCAAAUAGAAGAACCAACUGGUUGCUGAGUUUCAUGGAUUUUUAGCUAGGUGGCCUUCACUUGGUCUAUGAUAAAGAAAGCUUUAGACUAUCAUAUAUAAUUCUGUAUUCCAGUUAGUGUUCAAAUUUAGUAGACUCUAUUAAAAAUAUAUCGUUCAGGAAUGUGUAUCAUGUUUGAAAUAUUAUUUACUGAUUAUGAGGUUUUGAUUAUAUAUAUAUUCAACUUGUUUGAAUUAAA